Messenger RNA from Hippoglossus stenolepis (Pacific halibut), 1105 nucleotides. RefSeq names its product complement C1q tumor necrosis factor-related protein 3. NCBI's taxonomy places the organism in Eukaryota, Metazoa, Chordata, Actinopteri, Pleuronectiformes, Pleuronectidae. The transcript has 4 exons. The record is from RefSeq and is a predicted model, not a curated record. Bases 61 to 735 code for a protein of 224 amino acids. Gene Ontology annotation, molecular function: protein binding.
UUGUGAUAAGUCUACGGACUUUCCAUCCUUGUGAAGCUUUUAUCGUUGACCAGCAUCAACAUGAGAGCUAUUGUAUUUUUUUGUCUGCUGCUGGAGGCUUUUUGUGACAAACCAAGUUACAUCUGGCCGACUGCCGACUAUGCUGUCGACCCACACUUGAUUGGCACUGAGUGUCUUUCGGCAUCGUGUGGCUGCUGCGUGAUUCAGAAACAGAUGGCCAGAAUGAAGAAACAUUUUGAACAUGUCGCUGUGGAAAUGAACAGGUACCUGACAGAAUCAAAGACGGCCCUUAACCUGACAAGAGGUCGCAGCGCCUUCUCCGUCUCACUGACCAAUAAUAUGUCCUGCUCUGUCCCCGCCGGUAAUGACCAGCUCAUCAUCUAUGGCAAUGUCCUCCUCAACCUGAGAGGCAGCUACAACGUGCUGACAGGUAUCUUCACCGUUCCUCAAUCUGGUGUCUACUGCCUCACCGUCACCAUCCAUGCCAAUGCUACUUCUGGCACAAACGUGGCCAGCUGCGCUCGUCUGCAGGUUAAUGGCACAGAGGUGGUGGCUUUACUCAGCGAGAAAAAGGGCAACGACCGUCAAGACAGCAGCAGCAUUGUUGUAGCCUUGAAACUGGAGGCUGGGAAUGAGGUGGCUGUCCUUCUGCCCAACGGAUGUGUGGUCUGCAAUGAAGGCCAAGGCCAGCACUAUAACACCUUCACUGGCUUCCUGCUCUAUGCUACUAGCUAAGUCUGCAAUGUGUAGCUGCUCCGGCCUUCUGCUCGGUGAAAACCUUCAUGGUGAAAGUCAUGUAUCCAAUAAUCUCUGUCUGAUUUCAUGUAGUCUCAUCCAUCGUAACGCAAUGCUGUCAUUCUUAUUUUGUCCAGAGAACACGUCCCGUCCAUUACCAUCUUUUGAGAGACACCAUGUUUUUAAUCCAUUUUAUCUGCAUUCAACCAGAAAAAAUUGAUUAACCUUUUUCAUGUCAUUGUCACAUUUGUAACAGCUGUUGAUCUUUCAUUUGCUGAAACAGUGUCAUGUAAGUUGUGAUAGAAAUAUGAAUUAAAAAAAUCUGUGUAUGAAUCGUAACAUAAAAAAUAAACCAUUCUUUUGAAGGAAA